Mesorhabditis belari is the source of this 276-nucleotide messenger RNA. The record is from the annotation of a GenBank genome assembly. Lineage: Eukaryota; Metazoa; Nematoda; Chromadorea; Rhabditida; Rhabditidae.
AUGCGAAAGCUGUAUUCACGGUAUUCGGACAUUUUUUACGUUCUUUUAGGAACUGUCCUUUUAACAACAAUAAAUGAACUAUUGGCAAUCAUUUGUAAACAAAAGUUCUCAAUUUUGAUGUUAUCUUCAAUUGAUGUUUUGAAUAUCGGUCUUGUAAACACAACAAUCGAUUGGAUCAGCACAGUUUCUUUAGCGGUGAUUGUAUCAAGUCUUCCACUCAAUAUCAUUGCUGGCUACUAUUCGCUGAUGAACGAUCGUUUGGCAUUUCCGAUUCGG